This is a messenger RNA of Brenthis ino (lesser marbled fritillary), 696 nucleotides long. The record is from the annotation of a GenBank genome assembly. Lineage: Eukaryota; Metazoa; Arthropoda; Insecta; Lepidoptera; Nymphalidae.
AUGACUAUUAUUAAAGUAGCAAACGAACAAGAAUUAAUUAAAAAGCUAUCUUCGUAUAUAGAAAAAAUCUCUAACGAUGCCAUUCUCAAUCGUGGGAAGUUUUUCGUCGGACUUUCCGGUGGAUCAUUAAUUAAAUAUCUAUGUGAAGGACUGCCAGAAAUAAACACAGAUUGGUCUAAGUGGGUGCUCGCAUUUUGUGAUGAAAGAGUUGUCCCUGAAAACAGUGAAGAUUCAACAUUUGGAACUUAUGAAAAACAGUUAAUACCUAAGACGCAGUUAAAAAGGGACCAGUUUAUUAUAAUUAAACAAGAGGUUUCAGCAAAUGAUGCGGCUAGAGAUUAUACAGAAAAACUGACAAAUGCAUUUAAAAGUGAAAAUUAUAAAUUUGAUCUUCUCUUAUUGGGAAUGGGACCAGAUGGACAUACAUGUUCUUUAUUCCCCGGGCAUAGUUUACUGGAUGAAACAACUUUAAAAGUUGCUCCAAUAACUGACUCUCCCAAGCCACCCCCUGCCAGAAUUACUUUGACUUAUCCCGUCAUAAAUAAUGCAAGAAACUGCAUUUUUGCAAUCAGUGGUGCUGGAAAAGCUGAUAUGGUGAAGCGCAUUUUGAAGGAUAAAGAAGACUUACCAGCAACUAGAGUAAAACCAGAUGGCUCUCUGUAUUGGAUAGUUGAUGAUGCCGCAGCAAUACAUCUA